ACUCAAAAGUGAAUGGCGAAAUCAGAUAGAGAAUUGAAAGCUCUACAAACCGUACUAUUUACUUUUUUGAUAUCGUUCUUUCUUUCCUUUAGAAAAUCUAUUUUUCGGUCGAUGACUCAUCGAAAAAACGGGUAUUUUUCACUUUUGACCCACGUAACUCAGUUAGUUGACGGCAUAUUGUUACGAAAUUUUUAUGGUAGUGUGGCUAGGGUCUGAGAUAGAGAAUAAAAAAAAACUUUGAAAAUCCAUUCACAACAACGGUGUUAGUAGCAAAAAUACUUCAAAAAUGUCAUUGUACAAAAAAGUUGCAAUUGACUCAUAUAUAGAACAGGAAAAGAAAAAUAGAGACGUCUUUUUUUGUAUCGUGAGCGAAGAAAGUCGAUUUCAACAUUCAUACAUCGAAAUCAAUACAGGUGCUCAGCGGCGUCCUAAUGCAAUUCUACUGAUGCUAUUAAAAACCGGUUAGAUACUCUCAAUGAACGAUACAACAACAAAGAAAUCGAUGUUGAAGAAUUAUUGAAGGAUUUAUCAGUCUUGAUCGCGAAGAAAAAAUGAACUUGAUACUAACAACGCGAUUUAUUACAUUUUUACAGUUAAUUUUAAUCCUCAAUACACCUGUCUUUCUCUUUGUUGAACAAAAUAAAAUAAAAUUUAUCAAGCUCAUCAUUAUCCAUUCUUACGACAUUUUUUCAUCGACCUUUUCUCCUUCGAUAUUUUUUUCGUCGACAUUUUUUUCUUCGAUCAAAAAUGCUUCGGCAUUUAUUUUUCGAUAUUUUUUCUUUCGACGUUUUCAAUGCAUACUUACAUCAGCAUUAUUCAACAAUUGGUAGAAUAAGCGUUAAUUGUGUCCACCUCUUAUUUAGUAAAACUAACUAGAUUUAUCCUGUCCUGGGGUAGUGUCUAUUUCACUGUCUGCUUUAUUAACAUACUUGACUAGCGCAUCAUUACUAAAGUAUACAGUUGCAAACCAACGAUGUAGGGCGUAUAAUCCACUUAAGCUGUAUGGAUUCGUACAAUCCACACGAAUCUUUGUGAAUUUUUAAAGGCUCGUUGCAAAUUCUCAUAAGUUAUGUUACCCUGAAUUACCCAAACUUUUCCACUCAUAAAAGGAAAAAAUGACAGAAAUCAUAAGAAAUCUGACCAUUUUCUUGAAAAAAUUUCAAAACAAUCUGACUUAGAUAACUGUUCUAUAGGAAAGGAGUGUUUCUUUACGAACGUGUACGAGAACAUUGUCAUGUUCGGAGUCUAGUUCAGAUCACAACUGAAAAAUAUUCGGAUCUUAGGCUCGGGUCGCGUUCUAGUCAACGAAAAAGAUAUUGAUUCAGGUCGGAUUGGGUUCGGGUCACGUUUGGUUGACCCGUUUCUGUCUCUGGUCUGCGAGCAAUACCCUGCAAAGGAUCUGUAUCAUCUAUAAAUCCGCUGAGAACCCCAAUUCAUCGGUCAUCUAGUCGAAUUAUGUGUCACACCCAAACGACAAUAAAUUUUGGCAAAUAACCAAAGUACAUUGUUGCUAUUCUCUCUCUUUCUUAUUUUUUUUUUAUUCGUUAACUAAUAGUACAUUUGAUAUGGGCGGUGUCGAUAAAUGGUAUUGUUAGAUAAUGUACCUUCUCUCAUGCUUGACGAGAAGUAAAGAAAUGGAAAAAUAAUAUUUGAUAUAAUAACGUUUGUUUUUUUUUGUUUAUUCAUCAUAUAUUCAUUUUUAGUUACUUUGUAACAUUUAAAAAAGUAUUUUUUGUUAAUCUAAUUCAAGAAUGUGGGGCAGAGGUGCAGUAUUUUUCUAAUUUAAUAUCUUUAAAUUAUAACAGAUGUGAUUAUUAUUGCUGUUGUUUGUGUUACUAGAAGGAAGAUUCGACGGCGGCGGAUUUGGUGGCGGAGGGUUUCCAGGCUAUGGUGGCGGAAUGGGCGGUUUCGGAGGCGGAAUGGGUGGUUUCGGAGGUGGAAUGGGCGGUUUUGGAGGUGAUCCAUAUGGUGUGUAG
Messenger RNA from Didymodactylos carnosus, 1976 nucleotides. The record is from the annotation of a GenBank genome assembly. NCBI's taxonomy places the organism in Eukaryota, Metazoa, Rotifera, Eurotatoria, Philodinida, Philodinidae.